AACAGAACUAUAAACAUUUAGUUCAUAGGAAACUAUACAAUAAUCAUUUUAUUUUAUAUAUUUCUUUAAAUGAUUGAUGAAAUUUUAAAAAAUUAAAAAGUAAACAAUUGUAACUUUUAUUAUGAUACAAUGUUUUCUGUGCACAUGUUACGAAUUUCGAUAUUCGAUUUUAUGUCACAAACAUUUCUAUUUAGAAUUGAAGUUCGUGACAAGGGGGAGGAAAAAUUAAAUAUUUUUUUUCAAAAUCAAAACCAGUUUCAUUAGUAGGAAAACCCAACUCAUGUAUUAACGAAAAUUUUCAUUGCAAUUUAUUUGUAAAAUCGUAAGCGUUUACAUUUAUAAACCAACGUUAUUAACGCAACAAAAUAUAACUGAAUAGUCAGAUACGAACUGCGGAACAAAGGGUUAUAUUGGACAUCGAAUAGGCGGAGCAAAGAUGCGCAUGCGCAGUUAGGUAUUUUCGAUACUUAGACUGAGUCUCCUAUAUGAUCUAAGCCAAGCGUAGGCUCGGCUGCAGUCGAAGUGUAUAGUCGAAUAACGACUAAGUUGCGUGGUGUGUGUGGCCCCCAGUUCUCUUUACUUCUCUCGCUUCUGUUAGUCCUUGCGUUGCUAGAGUCUAUCAGUCGCGUUCGUAUGAGAAAUGGAGCUUGAGCAAUCGACAAUGCAGUCGAAUCCUGAUUCAAUGCCCAUAUAAAUGGCAUGUCAAAUGGAUUUGAUAAAAAAAGAGAACACAAGUCAGAACAUAGGGACAAAGAACGGUCUCACAAAUCUGAUCAUAAAGACAAAGAAAGAAGCAAAGAAAAAGAUAGAAAUCAUAAAAGUGAACAUAGGGAUAAGGAAAAGGAUAGACAUAAACACAGUUCUAAUUCUAUUAAAGAAAAGGAUAAACACGAUAGUAAUAGCAGUAGCAAAGAUAAAGACAAGGAAAGAAAAAGUAGUUCAUCAUUGAGCAAAGAUAAAGAACAUAAAAGUAGUUCUUCUAGUUCUUCAAGCAAAGAUAGAGAAAAGGAUAAAAGCAAAGACAAAGAACAUCAUCAUAAAUCUAGCUCUAGUUCUAGUUCUAAGGAUAAAGAUAGGCAUCACAGUAGUUCCAAGGAUAAAGAAAAUAAAGAAAAGGACAAAGACAAAAGUAAGGAUAGGGAUAAAUAUAAACAUAGUAUAAGUUCAAGUUCCCGAGACAAAGAUAAGGAUAAAAAUAUUUCUAAAGAUAAAGAAAAGGAGAAAAAACAUUCAUUGGAGAAGGACAAGGAAAGACAUUCUGCAUCUCAUGCAAAUGAUAAAGAAAAACAUCGCUCUUCUGACAAAGACAAACAUAGUUUGUCAACAAAACACAAAGAAGAUAAAGAUAAAAAAGAGAAAAAGAAGGAAGAAGUUAAGGUAAAAGAAGAGGCAAUAGAUGUAAAACCUAAUCACGUCGUAAAUGAAGUAUUUCAGUUUGAUGUUGGUCAAACUUUGAAACAUGAAAUAAAAGAAGAACCUAUAUCACAAAUUGAACCAGAAGAUGAUGAUGACAGUGGUGGAGAACAACCAUUAUAUAUUAAAGUUGAUGAAGAUGAAGAAGAACCUAUCAAUGAAGAAGAAGGAAGUAUGGAUUCAACUGAUGGAAAUGAUACAAGACUCUCAGAUCUUCAUAAUACAACAAUUAAAACUGAAGAAGAUUCGGAUGAAGACAUGCCAUUAAGUGCAAGAUCCAUAGUUCCUAGUAGUAAAAGAAGUUUAGAUUCAGAAGAAGAAGAUGAUGUUCCUCUCUCAGCACGUAAAAAGCCUAAGAAAAACGAUACAAAAACAAAAAAAAAGAAGCGGAAAUAUGAUGACGAAGAUGAAGAUGAAAUUGAACAAGACCAGUAUUUGCACCUCCAUAUGAACCACUUCCCCUUGAUAUAAAGUUUUACUAUAAUGGAAAAGAAAUGAAAUUAAGUCAAGACUCGGAAGAAGUUGCAACUUUUUAUGCACGUAUGUUGGAUCAUGAUUAUACUACAAAACCUGCAUUUAAUAAGAACUUCUUUGAUGAUUGGAGAGAAGUGAUGACUGAAUCAGAGAGAGCUAAAAUAGUUGAUUUAAGUAAGUGCAAUUUCAAAGAAAUGCAUUCAUAUUUUGUUCAAAAAAGUGAAGAACGAAAAGCAAUGUCAAAAGAAGAAAAACAGAAAAUUAAAGAGAAAAAUGAAGAAAUUCAAAAAGAAUAUGGUUUUUGCACUAUCGAUGGACAUAAGGAAAAAAUAGGUAAUUUUAAAAUUGAACCGCCUGGUUUAUUUAGAGGUCGUGGUGAACAUCCAAAAAUGGGUAAAUUGAAAAGAAGAGUUAUGCCAGAAGAUAUUCUCAUUAACUGUUCCAAAGAUUCUGAUAUACCAAAGCCACCACCAGGACAUAAAUGGAAGGAAGUUCGGCAUGAUCCUAAUGUUACUUGGCUUGCAUCUUGGACAGAAAAUAUUCAAGGACAAGUGAAAUAUGUUAUGUUGAAUCCAUCAAGCAAGCUUAAAGGAGAGAAAGAUUGGCAAAAAUAUGAGACUGCUAGAAAAUUGCUGCUAGGAAAUCCGCAAUUAAUAGAUAAAAUACGUGCAGAAUAUAGAGAAGAUUGGAAAAGUAAGGAAAUGCGGAUAAGACAGAGAGCUGUUGCAUUAUAUUUUAUAGAUAAAUUAGCUCUCAGAGCUGGUAAUGAAAAGGACGAAGAUCAAGCAGACACUGUUGGUUGUUGUUCACUACGUGUAGAACAUAUUACAUUACACGAACAAAAGGAUGGAAAAGAGUAUGUAGUUGUAUUUGAUUUCUUAGGUAAGGAUUCUAUAAGAUAUUAUAAUGAAGUGCCAGUAGAAAAAAGAGUAUUCAAAAAUUUACAACUUUUUAUGGAAAACAAAUCACCAAAUGAUGAUUUAUUUGAUCGGCUUAAUACAACUGUUAUGAAUAAACAUUUAAAUGAAUUGAUGGAAGGACUCACUGCUAAAGUAUUCAGAACAUAUAACGCUUCAUGGACAUUACAACAGCAAUUAAAUGAAUUAACAAAUCCUGAUGAUACAGAAGCAGAAAAAAUUUUAUCAUAUAAUAGAGCAAAUCGAGCUGUUGCAAUACUAUGUAAUCACCAACGUUCAGUGCCUAAAACACAUGCAAAAUCCAUGGAAAAUCUUAAGGCAAAAAUAGAAGCUAAGAAAAACGCUAUAAGUGAAGCAGAGUUAGCGGUAAAGGAUGCUAAACGUGAUGCAAAACAUGGGUCUGUCAAAGAAAAAGUUGUAUAUGAAAAGAAGAAAAAAGCUCUUGACAGAUUAAAAGAGCAAUUGACAAAGCUGGAGGUUCAAGCAACAGAUAAGGAGGAAAAUAAAGAAAUUGCAUUGGGCACCUCUAAAUUGAAUUAUCUUGAUCCUAGAAUUACAGUUGCAUGGUAACUUUGAUUCUUCUUUUAUUUUAAUUAAAUAUUAUGUUUACAAAUGUACAGAUUUAAAUUAUUAAUUUUAUAUUAUUUAGGUGUAAGAAACAUAAUGUCCCUAUUGAAAAGAUUUAUAAUAAAACUCAGAGGGAUAAAUUCAGAUGGGCAAUAGACAUGGCAGGACCUGAUUAUGUAUUUUAACCCCAUAGAAGAUUAAUUAUGAAAAAUAACUCUCACUGAUUGUAUUUAGUGAAAUUUUCGUUAAAAUUAUCAAGGGAAAAGUAAUGGUAUAAUUUUCUAUAUUUACAAACGAUAAAUGUGAGAAUGUGAAAACAUAUUUUGUAUAGAACACUACGUUAAAUUUCGGUAAAGACUUUAUAUUCAGUAUGUAAUUAACACAUACUAGUAGUCUAGAAUUGAUCGUUAGCAAUCAUUGCAUAAAAAUUUUAGCGAUCGCAUUUGCAUAUAGACGUUUAAUUGAUCUUAUAAAUAUUAGAAAUGAAAAUUGUAUAGUUUGACAAAAAUUUAAAUUCAUGUUAGGUAGAAAUUUAUAAUAUUUGUGAAUUAAAAAAAACAAAAUUUGUGCAAGUAAAUCUAAAUUUAGAGAGAGAGAGAGAGAGAAAGAACUUAACAUACUUCAUUAGAAUAAGAAUUUUAGUCUCUAAAUUUAGAAGUGCACAAUACAUAUGGGCUGUUGCAUUGUAUAUAGAACUGUUCAUGAAAACUUUGCCAGCCAAUUAAAAAAGAGGUAUAUUGUAUUAGGUCUAUAAAAAUCCGACUGCUGAAUGAACAGUUAAUUUUAUAUUCCUUUAAUUUUUUCUUAUAAGUUUUUUCUUAUAAGUGUACAAUGUCAUCAAUGAAAAGUACUUGUAUUUUGCAUUCUGAAAAGUUGGAGUCGUGUGCUCUAUGUGAACUUUUUUAGUAUAAAAUUUAUUAGGUCGAAAUUGCAUUAGUAAACUCGAUUGGAAUAUACUGUCUGAAAAGAUGACAUACUAAUGUAUUUAAAAAGUAGAUUAUUGCUUUUAGCGAUUUAUGCUUUAUAAAACGAAAUAUUAGUCUAUAAUAAAUGUGAACACAGUGUAUCCUUAACAUUUUUUUAGUAUUUGUACACUUAAAAACCUUGUGAUCACCAUGAAAUAUUGUAAAAGAAAACUGUUCCAAUAUAUUAGAAAUUAGUUAUAUUCAUAAUUAUAAUUGAAUUUUGUUUGAUCAUAUCAACUAUUGUCAUUUUAAUAUAUAUGAACCUGUAUUUAGUAGUAAAAUACUCAAAUUUACUGCAAUAUUUUUCAAAAUCCUUUACCUUAUAUAUGUUAAUCAUUUGUGCAAGAUAUUCUACAAUUAAAGAAUAUCUUUGUUUAUGUGACUAAUAGGAUUCAAAUUACAGAUUAAUUUUUGAAUGUAAAAUAUCUUAUUUUAAUCUUUUAUAAGUAAAUCAUAUUUAGAAUAGAUAAAUCUAUUUGCUUAUUUAUCUUGGAAUAUAGACUAGAGACGAGUAAUUUUUUUAAAUUGCUUAGAAUAUAUUUACAUUAAUUGUAGAUUUUAUAACAAAUAUAUUAUUUCUUUCAUAAAAAUAUUCACUUAUUUUGCUAAAUUUAAUAUUAAUUACUCGUCACUGACAACGUAUUCCCAAAUCACUGUGUUAUAUGCGUAUGUACACAAAAGAUCUUUUACACUGAACUUAUAUAUAAAUAUACAUUUAAGGAAGUUGCAAUGGUAAAAUUAUACAAAUAUGUAAUUAGAAUGGUGGUUUAUUUAUAACUUUUGUUUUAAAACAUUAUACUGACCACAAGUUAGUCCAUUUUAUUUAAAACUUAUAUUGAUGUGUUUUAAGAAAUAUUAUAAAGUUAUUAAAGGCCACCAUUCUCAUAAAACUGCCAAUUGUAUGAAGAAUCGCAUAAUUUAAUCGUCUGCUAUGCUAUAAACUAGUUUCAUUUCAUUUAUAUCUUAUUUUCAUUAAUAAUUCAAAAUGAAUCUUUUAUUCAUUUACAAUACUUAACGAUCUAAAGUAUCAAUCUCAUAUCGUUUUAUAUUGCCUUUUCUUCUUAAAUAUUGAUGAUUAUAAACAUUUUUGAAGACGAAACUGGUACUGUAUAUCAGACUACAUUAAUUUAUACGAUGAUCAAGUAGACUGAAUUUAAGAUAUAUAUAUAUGUGCGAAUGUAUGUUGUAUUAUUCUUAAUUUACUUUAUUAAAGUCAUUUGCAAUAUAGAAAUUAAUAACUAA
Messenger RNA from Heterotrigona itama, 5578 nucleotides. The record is from the annotation of a GenBank genome assembly. NCBI's taxonomy places the organism in Eukaryota, Metazoa, Arthropoda, Insecta, Hymenoptera, Apidae.